Molecule: messenger RNA, 3129 nt
Organism: Onychostoma macrolepis
Lineage: Eukaryota; Metazoa; Chordata; Actinopteri; Cypriniformes; Cyprinidae
Gene: bbox1
Product: butyrobetaine (gamma), 2-oxoglutarate dioxygenase (gamma-butyrobetaine hydroxylase) 1
Exons: 9
Coding region: 197-1498 (433 amino acids)
Biological process (GO): carnitine biosynthetic process
Cellular component (GO): mitochondrion
Molecular function (GO): iron ion binding; gamma-butyrobetaine dioxygenase activity
Source: RefSeq, a predicted model, not a curated record
CCAGCACUGUGAGUUCUCACGCUUCUCAGCGCUAUAUAAGGCUGAAAUAACCGAGCCUAUCUUACCUACGGCUUCACGGGGGAAUGAAGUGGUGACCUUUCACCUACUUCCGUGUUCCCUGAGACACAUCAGCUAAGGUGUUUGCACAUUAUAUGACCAAUGCUCAAAGACUAGCAGUGGCUACUCACAAAUCAGCAUGUUAUCCUAUCUUACUCGCUGGGUGUCCAGAGGUGCUUUCCAGGCACUGAAGGGGGCAAGCAGUCGGCCUCAACUGGUCAAGACACCUCAUAUUGGGAAUCAGACACUGGCGGCGGCUCCUCUGCCCUUCACUGGGGGGAGUCCAGGAGUAAGGCAGGCCCGGGCACUGGACCAGGAGAGACUACUGCAGAUUGAUUGGGAUGAUGGGAGUUGUAGUUUGUAUCCAUUCACCUGGUUAAGGGAUAACUGCCAGUGUCCUCACUGCACGCUGCAGUCAGCACAAGCACGCAGCCUGCUGUUCUCAAAUCUGGACGUGCACACCGGAAUGGACCAAGUACAGCUGAUGGACAAUAAGGUGUCCAUUACUUGGCCUGAUCAGCACAGUAGUGAGUUUGAUCCUGACUGGCUGAAGAAACGGUGUUUUUCCUCUGAGGCAAGACAGGCUCUGCAAGAGGAGCUCUUCCUUAAUGAGCGUGAAUAUUGGGAUUCAAGUCUGCAGAUCCCUACAGCUGACUUUCAGGAAGUUCUACAUGAUGACAAGGCUGCCCUGGCCUGGCUAGAGGCUCUGAGACGCAUUGGCAUUGUUUACCUGAGGGGGGCGCCAGCAGAGCAGGGCCAGGUGGCCAGACUGAGUCAGAGGAUUGGCUAUCUGCGCCUCACCUUUUACGGACACACAUGGCAAGUGCAGGACAAGCCCAUGGCUAACAAUGUUGCCUACACUUCUGGAGAGUUGAGCCUGCACACAGAUUACCCUGCUCUGCACCAUCCACCUGGAGUACAGUUCCUGCAUUGUGUCCGUCAGGCUGAUCAGGGUGGAGAGAGUGAAGCGGUUGAUGGGUUUCACAUGGCGGAGCAGCUCCGCAGGGAGGAUCCUGAGGCGUUUAACAUCCUCUCCUCUCUCAGGGUGGAUUUCACAGACAGCGGUGCUGACUACUGUGACUUCAGUGUGCAGUCCAAAAACCACAUUAUAGAUGUGGACUCUGAGGGUCGAGUGACGAGGAUCAACUAUAACAACGCCACACGAGACUCGGUGCUGGAUAUGCCUGUGCAUCAGGUUCAGCCUUUCUACUCGUCUCUAAAGGCCUUUGUGGAGCUCCUCAGCAGACCUGAAAACGUGUUCACGUACAGAAUGGAACCAGGUGACUUGGUGACCUUUGAUAACUGGCGUCUGUUGCAUGGCCGAAAGAGCUACCUGUCACGAGGCCAGAACUCAAGACAUCUUGAAGGAGCAUAUCUGGACUGGGAUGAGGUCAUGUCCCGUCUCAGGAUCCUCCAGAAAGCUGUCCGUGGAGAUAGCUAGACACUUCUCUUCAUCAUCCACAGUGACAGUUAUGAUAGAAAGCAAAGUUGAUGUCUAAUCUGUACUCUGGUUUUGGGCUAGUGUUGCUUCGUGACAACUUUAAAAACAUCUCUUCACUGUAGAAAGCUUCAGGGCCUAGGGAUAUUUUCUGUCAGGCAUUUCAGUUUUGAAAAGUGGAUAUUUGUUCUUCUGUAGUUAAUAUAAUACUAUAAUCGCGGCCUUUUACUGAAGGGCUCUUGGAGUCUACAGCUCUUUCUUGCACUUAGAAAAUAGUCAUUUUCUGUCUUGACGCAUUACUUGGUCUUUGGUAUAAGGGACAGUUUACCAGAGGUAAUUCGGUUUUAGUCUUAAUAUGUUUAUGACGAUCACAAGUGAUGGUGAAAUUUUGUUUAAAACUAAAUGUUUAGCAUAUGUAUGGACAACUGCCCAAAUUAUGGUACUAGUUUGAACUAAUACAAUGGGUUUAUUCUGAAGCACUAAUGUUUUCAUCAGUCAUAUAGUCCAUGUUGCAACAAAAGUGACAUCUCUGGCACAGUUUGAGAUUUAGUUAGUGAUGUAUAUAAUUUCCCCUUUUAGCUUUUAUGUAUUUCACACAUGGUGUCAACAAAACUAAAACUUUUUAGCCAACCUUUGUUUGUCUUACAGGGAUUAUUGUUUUAACGGUCAGUACUUUUCCCUCUCCUCCACACAAACAUUCUUGUAAGACCAAUCACGAUUAAUGGUAGUUGGUAGCUUCCCCUUUAUUCUCUAGUGAACCAUACAGUUUAUAUUUGCUUGUAUUGUAAAUAGUGGUUCGGACAAUGACAAGACAUUGCCUCUUAAAGAGAUAAAUGUUUUUGUGGUACAAUUUUUUUUUUUUUUUUAUAAGCUGAUGUCCAAAACAAAGUGUCUCUGUUUUGAUAUACUGUAUGGAGAUUGGAUAGUUCAUCGGUACUCGUUUACUGAUUGUAGGCCAGUAGACCUUAAGCUCUUUGAUACUUGAAAGUACGGUGGCCGAGAGUCCUCAACGCAUUGCAAAUAGAAAAAAAAAAACACCUGCAAAUUCAGAAAACAACUUCAUCAAUUUGACAAGACGUAUGCUGCAAAUGCUCACAACACAAACAAAGAAAGAAACGCACUGCAAAUAAAAUUCUUUAUUUGGUUGUGUUGUGAGCAUUUACAGUGCGUUUCUUUAAUUGUUUGCACCUGCUGGCAAACUGGUGAAGAUGUUUUUUGAUUUGCUGGUGCUUUUUCUAUGUGCAUGUGUUUUCUGAAGUUGCAGCGCGUUGAGCUCUAGCUCGGCCAUCGUAUGAAAGGCCUCAAAUAUGAUAUUUUUAAAGAAAGAAAAACUGGCGAAUUUGUACUAAUGCAGCAACAAUGCAAAUAUAGCUCAUGUGGCUAAUGACUAAUUAGUAAAUUGCCUCAUUUUUUGUAAAUGCACAAUGUUGAUAUUUAAAAAGCUCAGGAUUUUGAGCAUCUCCAGUGGGCUUUUCUGGAUGGGAAUCCACGUAACAAUGCAAUGUUUAUAUAUAUAUAUAUAUAUAUAUAUAUAUAAAUGCUCUGGUGUUACAAAGUGUUACAAUGAUUUAGGAGGACUCUGACAGAGAUUCUUUUUUCCCCCCAAAAUGCCAAUAAAAUACAUUUAUAAUAUA